AUGUCUUCUGAUGUGUCAGAAUACACUAUUGGGGGAGUGAAGAUCGUAUUCCCUUGCAAGGCUUACCCAUCACAGCUUGCUAUGAUGAAUGCAAUUGUUAAGGGCUUAAAUAAUAGGCAGCACUGUUUGUUGGAGAGCCCUACAGGAAGUGGCAAAAGCUUGGCACUGCUUUGCUCUGCAUUAUCGUGGCAGCAGUCUCUGUAUGAGAAAUCAGUGCUCAUGUCCUCAUGUGAGAAGGAAGACAGAAAGCCAGAGACCUCUCCGCUGUGUCACUGUCGGUGUCAUUCCCAAUCUAAGGGCAACGAGGCUGCAACAAGUGUGAAUCGUGGUGCUUCCUGCUCUUCCAAUAACUGUGAAACACAAAGCUCCAUAAAACCUGGGAGCCCACUAACAAACACAGAAUGUAAGGGGAACGAAACGCUGGCUUCAAAAUUGUCUGCUAAAAAACGGUUAUCUGCAUGUGACAGUGAGAAUGAUGAUUUUCAAGUAGACAAGAAGAGGAUUCGUCCUUUAGAAACUGAGCAGCAGGUUAGAAAGCGACAUGGUUUUUCAAAGGGAGUGCAGCUGGUUGAUGCCUUAGAAGUUUAUCAUCAGAGAAAAAAUGGAGACCUGAUUGUUCACUCUGAAAAAAAUGUAAAACCUGCUACCUUUUCUCCCAAAACAUCUGCUGGUCCUUGCACUGAGUGUUCCUGUUCUUCUGGAAAGGAAAGUGAUAAAGAUACCAGUAACACUAAGAAGAAAGAAAAAGAAGAUCCGUCCUUCAUUCCCAAAAUAUUUUUUGGAACACGAACACACAAGCAAAUAUCCCAGAUUACCAGAGAAUUGAAGAGAACAGUGUUUUCCAGCGUCCCUAUGACAAUUCUUUCCAGCCGAGAUCACACCUGUAUUCAUCCAGUGGUGUCUAGUGGUAGUAACAGGAAUGAAAUGUGUGUAGAAUUGCUGGAAGGAAAACACGGCAAGUCCUGUCCUUACUAUCAUGGUGUUCAUAAGCUCAGUGAACAUCAUGCCCUACAGACUGCUCAUGGGAAGUAUCAGGCUUGGGACAUUGAAGAUCUGGUGAGCCUGGGAAAGAAGCUCCGUGCUUGUGCGUACUUUGCAGCCAGAGAGCUCAUGGUGGUCGCAGAUAUUGUAUUUUGUCCUUACAAUUACCUCCUGGACCCACAGAUAAGGGAGAGCAUGGACAUUAACCUAAAAGGCCAGGUAGUCAUUUUAGAUGAAGCUCAUAAUAUUGAGGACUGUGCUCGGGAGUCAGUGAGCUACAGUGUUACAGAAAGUCAGCUAAGAGCUGCUCGAGAAGAGCUGGAUUUCAUGGUCAGUAACAACAUCAGGCAGAAGAAUCAUGAGCCUUUACAUGCUGUGUGCUGCUCUUUAACAAACUGGUUACGAGAGAGCUCUGGUCAGCUAGAAGAAAGAGGGUAUGAAAUGUCCUGUAAAGUUUGGAGUGGAAAAGAAAUGCUCAACAUUUUCCACAAAAUGGGAAUAACUGGUAUUACUUUUCCCAUUUUACAGAAACAUCUUGCUACUAUCCUGGAAAAAGAAGAAAAAGUAUCAAUGUUUGGUAAAGAGGAAGUUAUUGAAAUACCAGUUGUGAGCCCUGCCACUCAGAUUGUGCUGAAAGGCUUAUUCAUGGUUCUUUUGUUUCUUUUUAAAGAUAACAGCAGAUAUGCAGAUGACUACAGAGUUGCUCUGCAACAAACCUAUGCUUGGAUGAAUGAAAACCAACUUGAUGCUUCAGAUACAAGUGCCUUCUUCACGCGACCCAGGCAUAAAAGGAGUUUGCGGCAGAAAACCGAAGUCCGCAUGCUGAAUUUUUGGUGCUUGAAUCCUGCUGUGGCUUUUUCAGACUUAAGUGAUGUUAGGACAAUUGUUCUGACCUCUGGUACCCUCUCUCCAAUGGAUUCAUUUUCUUCAGAGCUUGGUGUGAAGUUUUCUAUCCAGUUGGAGGCAAAUCAUGUUAUUCGGAACUCACAGGUUUGGGUUGGCACCAUUGGAGCAGGCCCCAACGGUCGGAAGCUGUGUGCCACCUUCCAGCACACAGAGACCUUUGAGUUCCAAGAUGAGGUGGGAGCACUUCUGCUGUCAGUGUGUCAAACAGUUGGCCAAGGAAUUUUGUGCUUUUUGCCAUCCUAUAAGCUGUUGGACAAGUUAAAAGACCGCUGGAUGCACACUGGCUUGUGGAGAAACCUGGAGCUGGUUAAGACUGUCAUUGCAGAGCCUCAAGGAGGGGCAAAGAGUGACUUUGAUGAACUGUUGAAAAUAUACUAUGAUGCAAUAAAAUAUAAAGGAGAAAAAGAUGGAGCACUCCUUAUAGCUGUGUGCAGAGGAAAAGUUAGUGAAGGCUUGGACUUCUGUGAUGAGAAUGCCCGGGCAGUUGUAACCAUAGGCAUUCCAUUUCCAAAUGUGAAAGACCUUCAGGUUGAAUUAAAGAGAAAGUACAAUGACCAGCACAAAAAUACAAGAGGCCUUUUACCAGGGAGUCAGUGGUAUGAAAUCCAAGCUUAUAGAGCUCUCAACCAAGCCUUGGGAAGGUGUAUAAGGCACAGGAAUGACUGGGGAGCUCUUAUUUUAGUGGAUGAUCGGUUUCGGAAUAACCCUAAUAAAUACAUCACUGGAUUAUCCAAAUGGAUUCGUCAACAAAUCCAGCACCAUGAAAAGUUUGGCAGUGCACUUGAAUCCCUGCAGGCAUUUGCUAGAAGAAACCUGAAAGGCAUUGAUUGUUCAUCAGAGUCCAGCAGUGAAUUUCAUCAGGCACCUUCACAUUCAAAAGACCUGUCACAAGGCUCACAACAGGAGGCAACAAUUCAUCUGUCACCAGAUGUUCCUGCAAAAAGUGGCCGGAAAGUUGAUGUAAAGAGUCGUUCUCACCAUGUAACACAAAGAAGAAAACAUAUGGACUCCACACCCAAAAUAUCAGCAACUAAAGUAGAGAGGGAGAAAGAGAAUGGUUGGACUAAUGCUGCUGUUGUGAAAGAAGGUUGCUGCUUUACACCACUGGCUUCAACACCAUUGCCUGUAGCCAAGAACUGCACAUCCACAGCUGGUAGCAAAGAAAAUAAUGUGAAGAGGCCAAGUGAACUUACUGAUAGUGUAAAUCAAUGCCAGUCAUUAAUUUUGGAACAUCAACCCAGUGUACCAGAAUCAUGUUUGGAAACAAUGAAUUUUUCAGUUAAAAAUACUGAGGUUGCAGUUGCUGAAGAGCAUCCUGAUCAGCUACAGCUUCAAGUUGAGCCCUGCAGAGAGUUUCCUUCAGCAGCAGGGAAAUCUGAACUUUCAAACCUAAAUGUAUCUGCAGAGGAUGAGGAUGAGAGUAUCUACUUCACACCAGAACUCUAUGAUGAUGAAGAACCAGAGGAAGAGAAAAUCAGAUCACUGGUUCCAGCCUGUGAUAUAAAUGAGAAUCAGGUUGAAUGUGGAAACUCCAUAGUGACCGUUAAUCAUCUUGCAGUCAACACCUCAGAAACACUCAGUGUGACUAAAAAUAAGAUUGAUGAUGGUGGCAGAAGCACAAGUUUACAUGGAAAAAUGCAAAAUGGGGGAACUAGUGCAGUUACUAAUGUAGAGAUGAUUAGUGAAAUAGAAGCAGAGCAGAUAGCCUCUCAAGAGGUGGACACCAAAAAACACAAAAUCAGCCUUUCCAGAUCAAGAAAUAAAGGUGUAUCAUCUUUUCUAUUGAACAGUCCUAGCACACAAUGA
Messenger RNA from Chaetura pelagica (chimney swift), 3693 nucleotides. It is a transcript of the gene BRIP1, whose product is annotated as BRCA1 interacting protein C-terminal helicase 1. Gene Ontology annotation, cellular component: nucleus. Gene Ontology annotation, biological process: double-strand break repair involved in meiotic recombination; nucleotide-excision repair. Gene Ontology annotation, molecular function: DNA helicase activity; ATP binding; hydrolase activity, acting on acid anhydrides, in phosphorus-containing anhydrides. The record is from RefSeq and is a predicted model, not a curated record. Lineage: Eukaryota; Metazoa; Chordata; Aves; Apodiformes; Apodidae. Bases 1 to 3693 code for a protein of 1230 amino acids. The transcript has 19 exons.